CCGUACGGCAAUAACCACCAUAGUCGCCCUCAUACUGUAACUACAGACAAUAUCGACAUUCAAUAUGACGAAAUUUCCUUCGACAAUAGUGCAAGCGUUAGCAGCUUCGGCAUUUUUCUCUGGAACAUCACUUUCGCUGUCGCCAUUUUCUUCAAAAUCUUCCACGACGUCGGCCAAAACUACAAGCGCCAUCACCGACCUCAUGCAUGAAGCGGCAGUGGCGGAAACAGAACGACUCUUCCAAUUCUACAGCAGUAACGGAAACUACAAUACUGAAAACACAGAGAACAAUAAUUACCCAACAAAAAUAGAAGCAUCGCCAGUAAUUACGAGCCCACCAACGGUAUGGCGAUCUAGUGAGGAGGCUGUUACCUACAUCCGCGACAAUAUCGAUACUGUUCUUUUCGAUUGCGACGGUGUCUUGUAUCGAACAACAUCUCUUUGCCCAGGGGCUUCCGAAUGCAUACGGGAACUGAUGGAAAUCCACCACAAAAGAGUCCUUUUUGUAACCAAUAAUGCUGGUGUAAAUCGACGGGAACUCAGGGAAAAAUUGUCGCGGUUGCUGCGAAUCGACUCGUUAACAAACGACCAAAUGAUAUCGAGUUCGUAUUCGAGUGCACAAUACCUCAAAAGCGAACUCAUGGCAGCGUCGAAGGAAUUAGGUAGCACGACCACUGCGAGUAGCACCCCGCCUCGUGUCCACGUUAUUGGCAGCAGCGGACUGUGCGAAGAACUUGUGGCGGCCGGAUUCAACGUCACGGGUGGUCCAAGCACAUCAUCGCCCGAGCAUGACGAAUGCUGUAGCAUGAGCCGAGAAGAAUUGGCUGCCUAUGACUUCGAACAACUCCAUCCCAUCGAUGCCCUGGUGGUCGGUCACGACACCGACCUCAACUUUCGAAAGCUUUGCAUCGCAGAGAAUCUCUUGCUGCGCAAUCCCGAAGCCCUAUUUGUGGCGACCAACAAGGACUCCUUUGAUGUUGUAGAUGGGAACAACAACGAUUUGCGGCACAUAAUGGGAAACGGGGCCACCGUCGUAGCGUUGGAAUAUUCCUCAAAACGAACCGCGAUCAACGUUGGAAAACCAAGCAAGGAAUUGUUCGGAUUGAUCAGAAAUCAAGACAGUAGUGGUGCGAAGAAACCAAGCGGCAAUGUCUUUGAUGAUCCAUCACGUUGUUUGUUCGUAGGAGACCGUCUGGACACAGACAUUCGAUUCGGCAAGGACAAUGGGAUGAAAUCCCUGUUGGUAAUGACCGGGGUAACGUCAGCGAAAACUAUGGAAGAACUUGCGAACGGAACAGAGGAAGAACCCUUACCUGAUUUUAUUCUUCCCCAUGUAGGCAUGUUGAUAUGAUAACGAUGUGUUCGAGCUUACAGUGCAUGGCGUAAUGCAUGGUCAAAGGUCUCACUUAGGGAAUGGAUAUGGUGGGAAAAAGAAAAUCAAUCAUUCGUUUUCUUUUUAAUAGUUCUCCAUACUUAUUGUUCGGCCUUUUGGGUAACUCUUUGUAGAUGCAUGGACAAUUCCCAAUAAACCCUACUAUUUCUU
Messenger RNA from Pseudo-nitzschia multistriata, 1543 nucleotides. Lineage: Eukaryota; Bacillariophyta; Bacillariophyceae; Bacillariales; Bacillariaceae. The record is from the annotation of a GenBank genome assembly.